Cotesia congregata is the source of this 504-nucleotide messenger RNA. NCBI's taxonomy places the organism in Eukaryota, Metazoa, Arthropoda, Insecta, Hymenoptera, Braconidae. The record is from the annotation of a GenBank genome assembly.
AUGUCGAUUCACUUGCAAAUUAAAAAACAACAUAUUGACGGGAAAAAUAACAGCCAGGUGCACUCGGUACCCUGCAAAAUUCAACGCACUGGACCAGCAAAUGUUUCCAAGUAUUUUACGCCGUACAUCACAAAAACCGACGAUGAUCAUUUUAAUGCGUCCUUUCGCGGAUACCCUUUGCAUGGAAAAAAAUUGUACGUUCCUGAGGGAUACAAGGGAAUUGUUUUUUUCGAAAAAAAGAAACCUGUAAAUCCUGACCUUAAGAGGACUUUUAACUCUACGGAGUCUUUCACAGAGUUUACUUACUGGAAUUGGGAUAAACUUCCGUCUAAAAAUGACGCAUUCGACGCUGCGUUAGACUGGGUUGACAUUGCUGAAUCCCUACAAAAAACCAAAACAAUUAUUCAAAACAACCAACUAAAAAUUGUUCAUAUCAAUAGCUUGCUCUUGAUACUUGGAUUGCUCUUGCUGCUGUUUAAUGAAAGCGCUGAGACGGUUAAGUAA